Messenger RNA from Mercenaria mercenaria, 2641 nucleotides. RefSeq lists its product as uncharacterized. Lineage: Eukaryota; Metazoa; Mollusca; Bivalvia; Venerida; Veneridae. Gene Ontology annotation, cellular component: nuclear speck. Gene Ontology annotation, molecular function: RNA binding. Bases 32 to 2641 code for a protein of 869 amino acids. The transcript has 14 exons. Gene Ontology annotation, biological process: mRNA splicing, via spliceosome. The record is from RefSeq and is a predicted model, not a curated record.
UCUGUAUUUCAGAACAAUAUACAUGUAGACAAUGGACAUCCCGGACAGUAUAAAAGAAAACGUUCGAGCAGUUCUGCUAUCAAAGACAGAUGGUUCAGGUAUCCUAGUGAGUACAUUCCUCAAGGACUACAAGUCUAUUAUACAUAAACCUCUUAUGUAUAAAGAUUAUGGGUACCAGACAUUGGAGAAAUUUAUUAAAGAUAUACCAGAUGUUUGCAGAUUGGAGUACUCAGACCAACACAUGGCAUUCAAAUUAUUUGGAAUUGCUAAACCAAACACAUUUGUGUCUUCAUUUGUGAAGCGAGCAGAAGGUAAUGAAGAUUCAGACUCCAGUAGGAAGAGUAGCAACAAAGGGGAGAAAUUCGUGCCAACAAAUGAUCUCAAUGAGAAGUGGGAACCAAGUCCACGAGGAUUAUACUCCCUUUGUUUUCCAAACAAAAAGGGAAGCGGUUUAGAGUCUAAAGAGGCUGUUGCGAUGAAGUUUGCACAACUUGGUGAGGUAGUGGAGAUCAACGUUAUACCCUCGCUAACAUUUAUCAGGUACCGGGAUGAAAAGGUUGCAAAGAAGGCUAUAGAACUAUAUGGUGAGGAGUUAAAAUUGAGACGAGCGGAGGAGAGGCUGUCAAAAUCUGGGGGUCGUAAUAACGAUAGAAAGAACACUGGCGAUAGUGGAGGCUCACGCCAGGCUGGAUCAGAAAGAAACAAUGUAACAUCUGGUGGAAAUAAAUGGAGUCGAAAAGAACCAGACUUCGAUGAUGAUGAAAAUUGGGAUGAUGAUCAAGGGGCUCAGAAACCCAGCCCUGGGGGAUAUAGAGGGAGUUCAAUUAAAUCAGACAGUCAUGAACUUGGUCACAGAAGUGAUGGGGAAAAUAGAAACUAUAAUAAUUCAAGGGAAGCACAAAGUAGAGGUGGUGGAGACGCAAACAGGAGAAAUGAUGAUCGUCCAAGAGGGACAAGAGGAUCCAAACAAGGUGCAGGUGAUGGUCAUUCCCCAAGGCAAGAUGACAGUGCUUCUAGAUCAGGUCAGCAGAUGUCACCAGUAGAAGUGUAUAUUGGCAAUUGGCCCAACGAGGCCAGUGAGAGCGAUUUAGAAUCAUUGAUCAGCCCAUACAACUAUGUAGGAUGUAGAAUCUGUGGUGCAAAGGGAUCGAGCGUGAAAAAAUUUGCAUUUGUUGAUGCACAAGAUCAGAAAGAGGCAAACAGAAUUAUCAAUGACCUAAACAAAAGAACAUUCAGAAACAGAGAUUUACAGUGUAGACUAGGCAAUAGAAAAAAAGGUGACAAUCCACAGACACAUGAUGAUUCACACAAAGGGGGCAUAGAGAAACAGUUUGAGAAGCUUGCUGUACACAAGAGUUCACCAAGGCAAAAUGACAGUACGCCUCUUCUAGAAACCCACAGCCCUCCAUACAGGCAUAAUGACAGUAUGCCCCUUCUAGAAACCCCCAGUUCUCAAUACAGGCAUAAUGACAGUAUACCCCAUCUAGAAACCCCUAGUUCUCAAUACAGGCAAAAUGACAGUAUGCCUCUUCUAGAAACCGCCAGCUCUCAAUACAGGCAUAAUGACAGUAUGCCUCUUCUAGAAACCCCCAGCUCUCCAUACAGUCAUAUGCCUCCCCUGGAAAGCUUACCUAACGACAUGCCUCCACUGGAGAAGGUCUUAUCACCAGCUAUAGCAGCGGUAGAACGUCACCCAAGACAUGUUGACAUGCCUAAUCUGGAGGAGAUCUCCCCGAUAAAACAAGUGAAUGGUGUAGCAGACAGCAAUGCUUAUAAUCCUGUACAGCUCAGUGUAGGAAACUUCCCAUAUGGGACAUCUGAGAAUGAGUUAAUGAUGUUGCUGGGGCAGUUUGGUGCACACAAAGUCACAGUUAUGAAUAAUGACGUGACAUCAAGAAGCACCUAUGCUUUUGCUGACUUUGGAGAUGUGUCACAAGCUGUUGUUGCCAUGGACAACUUGGACCAGACUCUGUUCAAGGGGAGAAAACUGGUGGUCACAUUGACUAAUCCCGCAGCAAUGUUGCAUCAGCAAAAUGUUAGUCAGAUACCAAACUUGAUGUGCACUGUAACAGGAAACUCAGAACGCACUGUGGCUAUUCAAGGUAAACCACAGAUGUCACCAGCCUCUAUCAGCUUGAAUGCAGAGAAAGCUUUUGAGAGAUCGCUUAAACCAAAUAGAGGCAAUUUCAACUUCCAGCGUCUCACCACAACAUUACAAGAUUACACAAAGAUUGGUACAAAGAUGAGGGCAGAAGAUCACUUCCAGAGUUUCGUUGGUAUGAAAAUGUCCGUGAUGAUUACCCACGUCGAGAACGAGAAAUUCUUCUGGGGACAAAUCCUUGAAGAUUCUGCAAAUGGUGUUAACCAAGGUCUUCAUCGUCUAGAAACGCUGGCCAGUCGGCUGCAGCUAGAACCUAAAACCAGUCCUAUAAUUGGCUUAGGAAGAUGUGUUGCCAAGUUUGAAAAUGAAUGGUUCAGGGCAUGGUGUACUUUUGGGACAGAAAAAAAUGGACAGGAAAUGGGAGAGGUGAUAUUUAUAGACUAUGGAAACAAAGCGUUAAUUAAUAAGGCAGAAAUGUUUAAAGCUAAACAUUGUUUUUGGGCUCUUUCCCCCAAUGGCUUUUGCCAUUUAAGCUUGUAG